CUCGGUCUGCGUUACGCCGUCUCCUCCCGACCGCGCUCUUGCCAUACCUGCUUCUCUCUCUCUCUCUCCUCAUUGGUGUGUCCUGAUUCCUUUUUUCCAUCAGGCUCUGGGCCCCAUUGGUUGUCUGCCUUCCAACCAUUAUCUCCACUCCUCCACCCCUCUGUCAUCCUUUCUCGCUCUCCGCGCUCUCUCCACCUCCUUCCCUCAUUGCCGGUCACAUCUCUCAAGUCGUAAAAAUGAUUUGCAUGCAGGAGGAGAGCGCAACUUUGCAGUGAGAGAAAUAAAGGAGAGGCUGAAACCGGGAGAGCGGGAGGAAAAGUUUACUGAGAAGACUGCAGCUGGAAGAAAAUGAGUUUGGAGGAGACGUGGUGAGCCGCUCCUCCCUCGCCGAACGUCAGAAGGUCACGCUGGAAGCAGAGGUCGGGGCCAACGAGCUGUGUCACGCCCACAACGCUUCAGAUGGAGGUGGAUGCAGAUGAUAAGCGCCAUCGCACACGCUCCAAAGUGCCUGUGGAUCCUGCAUUAACAGAGCUUUUCAGUGUGUACGGCUGCCCUCUGGCCAAGAAGAGGAAGAGCAUAGACAGACAAACCCUGGAAACAUCCCCAAAGAGGAGCACCUACCUUGAUGACAUGGACAACUCCACAAUGGAGGAGUGCUACGAGACAGAUGGAACCGAGGAGAUGGAUGACCGGGAGGAAGAGGAGGAGGAAGGAGCCGUAGAGGAUGAGGAAGAGGAGGGGGAAGUGGAGGAGGAGGAAGAGGAGGAGGUAGAAGCCUACAUGGACUACAAUGUAGAGCAAAUGGAGCACGAGGACGGGGAGGUGGAGACAGGGGAUGGAGAGGGGGAAGAGGAAGCAGAGGAGGAGGAGGAGGUAGAGGUGGAGCAGGAAGAAGAAGAGGAGGGUGAUGAAGGGAGGGUGGUGGAGGCGGAAGAGGCGGAGGAGGAGGAGGAAGGAGUAGAAGAGGUGGAUUAUGAAGACGGAGAGGAGGAGGAAGGAGAGCAGAAUCAAGGGCAAGAGGACGAUCAGAUGAGCAGCGGUGAGAGGGCCGAGGGCAAUGGCGGUGGAGGCGGAGGCAGCAGCAAUUCCAAAUCCGGCCCGACGGCGGAGAAAGACGACAACAACAACGAUGAGUACGAAAACUACGACGAACUUGUGGCCAAGUCGCUCCUGAACCUGGGCAAGAUCGCAGAAGAUGCUGCCAACCGUGCCAUGACGGAGUCUGAGAUGAACAGCAACUCCUCUAACAGUGCUGAGGAUGAAGAGGAGGAGGAAGAGGAGGAAGAGGAGGAGGAAGAGGAGGAGGAGGAUGAAGAGGAAGAGGAGGAGGAAGAAGAAGAGGAGGAGGAAGAGGAGGAAGAAGAAGAAGGGGAAGGGGAUGAAACUCAGAGGGGCGAUCUGAGUUUGGAUGUUGACAGCGACGUGGUUCGGGAAACGGUGGACUCCCUCAAACUGCUGGCACAGGGUCACGGCGCCGUGCUGUCCGACAACUUGGACGGACAGGAGUUCGAGGACGGCACGGCCGACAACGGGGAUGCGGUUGACUGCACGAACAAUGGGGUAAAUGCGCACAAUGGUGGUAAUGGACAAGUUAAGACCACCAGUAAUGGACAAAUAGAAAACAGCGAUGAAGAGGUGUGUUUGAGCAGUCUGGAGUGUCUACGGAACCAGUGCUUCGACCUCGCUCGGAAACUCAGCGAAACAAAGUCCAUCGACCGAAACGCACCGUCCCAGCAAAAUCACUUCUCAUGCGAGGAUCCCAAUCAACAGCCCCAGCAUCACGGCUACGGGGACUUCCACAACAGCCAGGACGACAGGCGAACGCUCGAUAGGAACUAUUCCGACAUGGACAAUCUCAUGAAGCUCGAGGAGCAGCUGAGCCCACGCUCCAAGGCCUUCUCCAGUUGUGCACACGACAACCGGUACCACGCUCACCACCGGGACUUCGAUGAGGACACGGCCUCUGUGACCUCGGACCGAUCAGAAGAAGUGUUUGACAUGACAAAGGGGAAUCUGUCCCUGCUAGAGAAGGCUAUUGCACUAGAGUCCGAACGCGCCAAGGCAAUGAGGGAUAAAAUGGCUGCUGAGGCUGCCAGAAGAGACGGGGUGAGGUAUGGCCAUGAAGAUCACGGCCCGCGGCACGGCUACGGCGUUGAGCGUAAAGCCCGGCUUCCCGAUGGUAUGAAGAAGCCUUUCUACCAUAAAGACGCUUCACGUGUGGACAAGAAGGAGAGUCGGUGUCCGACACCUGGCUGCGACGGCACGGGUCACGUGACGGGCCUGUACCCACACCACCGGAGCCUUUCGGGCUGCCCGCACAAAGACCGGGUGCCACCUGAAAUUGUGGCAAUGUAUGAGAAUGUUCUUAAGUGUCCUACGCCUGGCUGCACGGGACGCGGCCAUGUCAAUAGCAACAGAAACUCCCACCGAAGUCUGUCAGGGUGUCCCAUCGCCGCCGCCGAGAAGCUGGCCAAAGCCAAGGAGAAGCACCAGAGCUGCGACGGGCCCAAGUCCAACCAGGCGUCCGACCGAGUCCUAAGGCCAAUGUGCUUUGUCAAACAACUGGACUAUCCACAGUAUGGUUACAAGAACAAUGUUUCCACCAGCACGCCCCGCUCCAACCUGGCCAAGGAGCUGGAGAAGUACUCCAAGACCAGCUUUGACUACAGCGCCUUCGACGGCGGCAACAACCACCACGUGUACGGGAAACGGGCCAUCGCUCCCAAAGUGCAUGGGCAGAGGGACACGUCGCCCAAAGGCUACGACGCCAAACGUUACUGCAAGAACUCCAGCUCGGCCAGCAGCACCACCAGCACCUACGCCCCCAGCAGCAGCGGCAGCAGCCUGAGCUGUGGCGGCGGUGGCGGCAGAGGGGGCACGGGAGGCGGCGGCGGGGGCAGCAGCGCCAGCAGCACCUGCAGCAAGAGCAGCUUCGACUACAGCCACGACAUGGAGGCCGCCCACAUGGCCGCCACCGCCAUCCUCAACCUGUCCACGCGCUGCCGGGAGAUGCCCCACGACAUGGCGGGGAAGCCGCAGGACCUGUGCUCGCAGAGUCCCGGUCUAGAUGUCGAUGAGAAUGGUACGUUGGACCUGAGCGUGAGCAAGCGUCUUUGCAGCGGCGGCGCAGGCGACUCGGUGCUAACGCCCCUUGAGCCCAUGUCCCCCCAGAGGCAGGCCGCCCUGCUGGGCUCCCGCUGCUACGGCAUGGGGGACGCGGCAGACUGCUGGGACCUGCCCGUAGACUACACCAAGAUCAAACACAUAGACGAGGACGAGAAAGAGCCGGACGACCUCGACCCCUUCCACGACCUCCUGGACGACCGCUCCUACACCACAGACGUCAACAUGCCGAGCCCCAAGCCCAAAUACCUCCAGUGCAAGGAGACGAAGAAGGACCUGAUAACAUGUCCCACACCGGGGUGUGAUGGAAGUGGUCACUUGACGAGCAAUUUCGCCUCACAUCGAAGUCUCUCAGGUUGUCCUUUAGCUGACAAAAGCAUUCGAAGCAUGCUGGCCAACAACGCGCAAGAGCUCAAGUGCCCGACACCAGGGUGCGACGGUUCGGGACAUAUCACUGGCAACUACGCCUCACACAGAAGUCUUUCAGGGUGUCCGCGUGCCAGGAAAAGUGGGAUAAAGAUCAUCCACAGCAAAGAGAACAAGGAGGACCAGGAGCCUAUCAGGUGUCCGGUCCCGGGAUGUGACGGUCAGGGUCAUGUGACGGGGAAGUACGCGUCCCACAGAAGCGCGUCCGGAUGCCCCAUUGCAGCCAAGAGGCAAAAGGACGGAUACCUGAAUGGCAUUCAGUUCACGUGGAAGUCCGGGAAGACGGAGGGCAUGUCCUGCCCGACGCCGGGCUGCGACGGCUCGGGUCACGUCAGCGGAAGCUUCCUGACGCAUCGGAGUCUGUCAGGUUGUCCGCGUGCCACCUCCGCCAUGAGGAAAGCCAGGCUCUCCGGAGUGGAAAUGCUAACAAUAAAGCAGCAGCGUGCCAGCAACGGGCUGGAGCACGACGAGGAGAUCAAACAGCUGGAUGAAGAAAUCAAAGACUUAAGUGAAUCGAAUUCACAAGUGGAAGCAGACAUGAUCAAACUCAGAACACAGAUCACAACAAUGGAGUCCAACUUGAAGUCCAUAGAAGAGGAAAACAAGGUGAUUGAACAGCAAAAUGAAUCUCUCCUGCAUGAGCUGGCCAACCUCAGCCAGUCACUGAUUAACAGUUUAGCUAAUGUCCAGCUCCCUCAUAUGAAACCACUGACGCACAAAGAGCCGCCUCUGAGGACCAACAGCUGCUUACAGAUGCACCAGCAAGAGCCAAUCAGCGAGCAGAACUUUGACGCCUACGUCACCACUCUGACGGACAUGUACACAAACCAGGAGCAGUACCAGAGCCCCGAGAACAAAGCGCUGUUGGAAAACAUCAAGCAAGCCGUCCAAGGGAUCCAGGUGUAAUCAACCAAUCAGCAAAGGGAGACUUUUUGUUCCCACCGCAGGCGUGGGCGGCGAAUCAGAAUCCGCGUACAAACAGGCAGCGAUGGUUUGAUCUCCUCGGUCCGGCGCACUAAAGUGUUAUAUAUUCUAAAUUCUGUUCUCUGAAAAAAUUGCGAGGCUCUAAGCGUAGGAAGAGCUUUUCGUUCUCUCUUUUCUUUCUGGGUCUCGCCGUGAGGGAGAGAAUUGGUUUUUGAGGACAUUCACAUUUUGUACGUUUUCAUAUGAGCUCACAUAGUGUCAUGUAUGUUUCUAGCUGCUCAUGUAUGCACAUUUUUAGUGUAUAUUUCUGAACAGUAAGCUAACGCUAACGGAAGGUGAGCUCUUUUUAAUGCUUGGCCACGAAGCAUUCGGGAUGAAAAAAAAGGUGGACGGUGGAAGUGAAACGCAGCGACGGAGGAGGAUUUUUCUCCUCGCGCAGUGGACGAUUCUGGACUUUUCAAUGUUUUUUUUCCUCCUUCUUCUUCUUCGUCUUCUUCUUCUUCUUGCGUGUAGAUUGUUCCAGAACAAGAACUGGCUUUGCGGAUCGCUUUAUUUUCUGCCAAUGCUCGAGAAAAGUUUGUGCUCUGUUUUAAAGAAAAGACGUGCAGCUGCAGGUGGGGGCAUUUUUAAAAUCGGUGCUGUAAACGAACCCGGAGAGGAAACUGACCUGAUGUUUGUAUGAAUGUAUGUAUGAACAGUUCUAUUGGAAACAUCAUUACACGGAAACCCGAUGGUGGAAAUCCCGUUACCUAGGAGAGCCUAGGAGAGCCAAUUGAGUCCUAGGGGAACGCGUCAUGUUCACAUGCUCAUCGUUAAUUAGUAGAAAAGACCUACAGAGAGCUCUCUGCUAUCAAAUCUGCUCAAUUUGGAGACUCGUGUGGGAAACGUCUCUGCAAUAUCAGAACUAUGGUUUCUAGCAGGGAGGCGAUGCAAUCUGCAAAGGAAAAACGUUGGUUGGGUAUAUGCAAUCUCUUGUUUAUAAGCAUAGCGGGGUAACAGGAAUCUUUUUAAUAUAGCCUGUAAUGUAAAAUAUUGAUUUUUAUACAAAUCUUUUAAUACAAAAAGUCUUUUUAAAAAAGGAGGAGGGAACCUGGACGUGGAGUUUUAGGAGCAGAAGUAUAUGAGUUCCACUUUUUUUCUGUACGACUUUGCACAGGGACACCUUCGUUUCCAUGUUUUGAUGUUCUUACAGAAGCUAAAAGCAGUACCCGAGAGCCUGAAGCGAGGGUUUCCGAGGGUUUUGUAAAGAGUAUUUAUAGAGUAUGACAGCGGGACUUACAGGGUCACUGUCCCCACUUAUGUGCCAGUAGACUAUUUGCACUUGUCCUUGAAGAUAUUAACCUUACGUACGGCGGCGUGCAAUUUCCCAGGUGACCUCUCUGGCACACGAUCGGAUUUCGUACCACUGAGAGGAAGAACAGGGACUUGGUUCAAACCAUAGCAGUUAGCUGUAGGCUACUAUCGAGUGUAAAAACAUUCAGUCAUUUUUGCUCUGUUUUAGGAAGAUGAAGUUAUCCCCCGCAGCACUUUAUAUCUAAUCACUGUACAAAUGGUUAAAUAGUCAAUCAGUUCGAGGUUUGAAUAAAAAAUAAGCGGAAAUGGCGAAGGCGCGCCGGAGCCCGACCUUCGCGGGGCAACGCCGCUGUGCGCGCCCCUCCCUUCUCCUAGUCGUCCUAGUCGUUAGCGCUCACGUUCAGGAUUUGCCUUCUCGAGAGCGAAUGCAAACGGUGCUCGUCGUCGUUCACCUGACCGAAUCUCAUCUAUUGUACUUUACCGUCCUCUGUCGGGACUCUGCUUCCCAUCAUCCAUGACUGCGUACGCCUUUUUCCACAGCAUCGUGUCUGCAGCUUUUUGCCAAUAUAGUAACGCUUCAGUAGAGUAAUAGCUAGUACCAGUUUUUGAAUUAAUUCUCAUUGCCAGUGAACACGGAGGAGGGACUUUAAAGCACAAACCGGCUGCUCAUCUGACGUUGGGACAUAAAUACCAAGCCUGAAAAAGAGUAUCUGUGACUAUCUAUAGGGAACGCAAAGAGGUCGUCGCAUAUUUAGAACCUUUCAUAGAAACUAUUGUGAAUUCAUCAGAGUUUAUUAUUUAGUCAGAGCCAGCUGAUUUAGUUGGAGGUUGAGUUCAGUGACCAUCAACAAAGACAGGAUUUUGUAUAAACUAUUGUGCUCUCUGUGGAACUGAAGUUUGAUUUAUUUUUGUACUACACAGCAUGGAUUUGUUGACAUUUUAAUUUUGCUAUAAAUGUGUGAGAUCACAAGUUGCUGUGAUAUUUCAUUUAUAAAUUGUGAACUUUGUACAAUUUUUGUCAUGCUGGAUGUUGACACAUCUUAAACUCAGAAUAAAGACAAA
Molecule: messenger RNA, 6828 nt
Organism: Pelmatolapia mariae (spotted tilapia)
Lineage: Eukaryota; Metazoa; Chordata; Actinopteri; Cichliformes; Cichlidae
Gene: myt1lb
Product: myelin transcription factor 1-like, b
Exons: 23
Coding region: 460-4455 (1331 amino acids)
Biological process (GO): regulation of transcription by RNA polymerase II
Cellular component (GO): nucleus
Molecular function (GO): RNA polymerase II cis-regulatory region sequence-specific DNA binding; DNA-binding transcription factor activity, RNA polymerase II-specific; zinc ion binding
Source: RefSeq, a predicted model, not a curated record